AUAGUAAACAAGGGUACCCCACACGAAAUGAACUAUGGUGUUGCAUUUGUUUUGUGGUUCAUAUGAAUCUUGCACUGCAAAUAUCACCGUAACUAACAUUGAUACCCUUAUUCUCUUCUUCCUAAUGGAAUUGUGUUCCACUACUCUUUCUUUCUCUUCUUCCACUUCUCAUCUCAAUUUUCAGAGCCCUAAAUUUCCUAAGAGGAAUUUUGGUCAAAAAAUUUCAAACCCUACAUUGCAUAAACCAUUUCUUCAGACAUUAAUUUAUGAACAAAAAUCGAUAAGACAUUCUACUGGAACAUAUAAUAGAAGAAUCAUAUCAGCUAAAGCGGGAAAACAGAGUUGGGAUUUUGGAAGAUUUAUAAAAACAUUAUACUUUUUCAAUGGUCCUCCUUCUCCUGAUAAGUUCUUUAACUUUCUAGUUGGGAAACUAUCCAGUACUUCCACAAGUGAAUCGGUUAACUCGAUGGGGACUUCGGAUAUUGUCCUUGUAGCCGGAGGUACUGGUGGUGUUGGUCGAAGAGUGGUUGACGUAUUACGGAAGAAAGGAAUUCCUGUCCGUGUAUUGGUUAGAAAUGAAGAGAAGGCAAGAAAGAUGUUAGGCUCAGAUGUUGACUUGGUUGUUGGAGACAUUACAAAAGAGAGUACUUUGAUCCCUGAAUACUUUAAAGGAGUAAAGAAAGUGGUUAACGCUGUUUCUGUAAUUGUUGGCCCUAAGGAAGGAGACACUCCAGACAGAGCAAAAUACAGCCAAGGAAUUAAGUUCUUUGAGCCAGAGAUAAAAGGUGAUUCACCAGAAAAGGUAGAGUACAUAGGAAUGAGAAAUUUGAUCAAGGCUCUGAAGAACAACCUUGGACUUCGAAGGGGAAAGCUAUUAUUUGGAUUUGAAGGCGAUAGUUAUAGGCAACUUUCUUGGGGAGCUUUAGAUGAUGUGGUAAUGGGUGGAGUUAGUGAAAGUACUUUUCAAAUUGACCCAAAUGGUAGUGAAAAUGGUGGACCAACUGGGGUUUUUAAAGGCGUUGUUUCAUCGGCAAAUAAUGGUGGCUUUACUAGUAUCCGAACAAAGAAUUUUUCAGAACCGGAGGAUCUCUCUGCAUAUGAUGGUUUGGAGUUCCGUCUAAAAGGUGAUGGACGUAGAUAUAAAGUCAUUAUACGUACAAGCACUGAUUGGGAUGCUCUUGGAUACACUGGAGGCUUUGACACAGAGAAAGGCAAAUGGCAAUCGAUACAAUUGCCAUUUUCUUCCUUGAGGCCUAUAUUCCGAGCAAGAACUGUGUCUGAUGCUCCUCCAUUUGAUCCAAGAAAUGUUGCAUCAUUGCAGCUCAUGUUCAGCAAGUUUGAAUAUGAUGGUAAAUUAAAUGAGACUUUUGUGGAAGGUCCGUUUGAGCUUCCGGUGUCUAGCAUAAGGGCAUAUAUAAAGGAUCCAAUAACACCUAGAUUUGUACAUGUGGGCUCAGCGGGAGUUACCAGACCGGAAAGACCUGGACUUGAUCUAAGUAAACAGCCUCCUGCAGUUCGAUUAAACAAGGAACUGGAUUAUAUCCUCACAUUUAAACUAAAGGGUGAGGAUUUAAUUCGAGAAAGUGGCAUUCCAUUCGCGAUCGUGAGGCCCUGUGCAUUAACUGAGGAACCUGCUGGAGCCGAUCUAAUCUUUGAUCAAGGAGAUAAUAUUACCGGUAAAAUAUCAAGGGAAGAGAUCGCUCGCAUGUGUGUAGCUGCACUUGAAAGCCCUUAUGCAUGUGACAAAACAUUUGAGGUCAAAAGUGUUGUUCCAUUUAGUGAGCCGUUUACUGUGGAUCCAGAAAAUCCUCCUCCAGAAAAGGACUAUGACAUAUACUUUAAAGAUUUAAAAGAAGGCAUAACUGGAAAGGAAGCGCUCCAAGAGAAUCCCAUUCCUGUUUAAUAUUCCUGCAUUGCAGUUCAGCCAUGGAUGUCGCAUAUAUGGUACAUUGAGAGCUGCACAUAAUCUUUGAAUCCAAAGAAAUAUAAACCAAACAAAUCUGUGAUACUUCAUAAACCUAGACAUGAAUGUUUCCUUAUACAAGAUGAAUGUAUAUUCUUAGUGCUUAAACACAUGCUUUCCUUUUUCCUUGUUUGCUUUAGCAGAUAGAAAGACAGAAUUUUCAUAUUCAUAAUCGACACGACCACACCACACUUUCAUAAACCAAAAUAAAUUUUGUUGGACAAUAAUAUCUGUAUAAAACAUAUUUCUUUAGUCUGAUUUAUUUUCACAUUCUCA
Trifolium pratense (red clover) is the source of this 2239-nucleotide messenger RNA. Its product is annotated as protein HIGH CHLOROPHYLL FLUORESCENCE PHENOTYPE 173, chloroplastic. The record is from RefSeq and is a predicted model, not a curated record. The coding region runs from base 35 to 1903 and encodes 622 amino acids. The transcript is spliced from 16 exons. NCBI's taxonomy places the organism in Eukaryota, Viridiplantae, Streptophyta, Magnoliopsida, Fabales, Fabaceae.